This is a messenger RNA of Vicia villosa (hairy vetch), 3296 nucleotides long. RefSeq lists its product as uncharacterized. Gene Ontology annotation, molecular function: calcium ion binding; ribosome binding. The record is from RefSeq and is a predicted model, not a curated record. The transcript is spliced from 15 exons. Lineage: Eukaryota; Viridiplantae; Streptophyta; Magnoliopsida; Fabales; Fabaceae. Gene Ontology annotation, cellular component: mitochondrial inner membrane. Gene Ontology annotation, biological process: intracellular monoatomic cation homeostasis. The coding region runs from base 404 to 2743 and encodes 779 amino acids.
UCCUGCACAGCAUCAAAGUCAAUAACUAAUGAUUGAAUCAGAAGGGGAAAAAAAUGAUUCAAAAUUCCCCGAAUGUUGUAGCUCCUUCUUCACUGUCCAUUUUCCCUCACCCGACUUCUCACAUCUACUAUGUAGGAUCGCCUUCUCCUACAACACGCGCGCGCAUUUUUCUCGAUCACCCUCCGGCGGUUCUUUUCCGGUAACCGCCGAUUUAUAAAUUAAAAAACUCCCGAUAUCCACCGCCAACGAAUCUUCACUCCGUGAUUUGUUUUCACGACCAAAUUCUACCUAGAAGGUGGUGGUAAUUUAUCCGAUUUGUAUUAAUGGCAUUGAAGCAUUGUGUUAUUAUAAAGUGUUUUAUUUAGAAAAAAGUGACAUCAAAGGCUGUAAUUUGUUGAUAUAUAUGGCAUCAAGAGUGAUUUUACAAAAGAAGAGAAACAUUUUGUUCAAUCACUUGAUUACUCAACAUACUCGCGAUAUUCUCGGAUUCUCUAGUGUUGGGAUUGGUCAGCCAUUUGAUUCUAGUGAAUUAGAUGGUUUGAGUCGGAUUCCCUUCUCUUCGUCUCGAACUAUUGGACAUGAACAUGGACUGGUAAGAAAAUUGUGUACUCUCAGUGAUGAUGAUUUGACAGCUUGUUCAUUGUCGAGAUUAUACUUGCAUAGUUCAUUUGGAAUUUCGAAUUUUGGAAUUGGAAAUGAGAAGUUAGAGUUAGUUUCUCUUUCGAGAUUGGGAUGGACCUCCCGAAGUGUUCGUUAUAUUUCCACGGCUGCUGCUAAUCAAUCUAGAUUGGGGAAUGGCGGUAGUGGAAAUGAACAAUCAGAUUCUAAACAGAAGAAGGAGGCUUCACCGGAAGAGUGUGAUGAGGCUGUUGAAGGCUUGAGUACCGUUAAAGCGAAAGCUAAGGCUAAACAACUUCAAGAACCCCAUAAGAGUACUGAAUCUAUUGUAAAGAGAUUAUGGGCUAAGAUUCUAGGAAUUGGUCCAGCUUUCAGAGCUAUUUUGUCAAUGAGCAGGGAUGACUGGGCAAAGAAGCUAAAUCAUUGGAAGGAUGAAUUUAAAUCUACUCUGCAACACUAUUGGUUUGGUACGAAACUACUUUGGGCUGAUGUUAGGAUUAGCUCCAGAUUAUUGUUGAAACUUGGCAAUGGAAAGAGUCUCUCUAGAAGGGAGAGGCAGCAACUCACAAGGACAACGGCCGAUAUUUUCAGGCUAGUUCCUUUCGCUGUAUUUAUCAUAGUUCCAUUCAUGGAGUUUCUUUUGCCAGUAUUCCUGAAACUGUUUCCCAACAUGCUGCCUUCCACUUUCCAGGAUAAGAUGAAAGAACAGGAGGCAUUGAAAAGAAGGCUAAAUGCAAGAAUAGAAUAUGCCAAGUUUCUUCAAGAUACUGUGAAAGAAAUGGCGAAGGAGGUUCAGAAUUCAGGAACUGGAGAAACGAAGAAGACAGCAGAAGAUCUUGAUGAGUUUAUGAACAAGGUCAGAACAGGUGCCCGAGUUUCAAAUGAUGAAAUUUUAGGCUUUGCCAAAUUAUUUAACGAUGAGUUCACUUUGGAUAACAUUAGCAGGCCUCGCUUGGUAAAUAUGUGUAAGUACAUGGGUAUCAGCCCGUAUGGUACUGAUGCAUAUUUGCGUUAUAUGCUCCGCAAAAGAUUACAAGAGUAUUCAAUAAUUCCUAUUUUACUUUCUGGGAUAGCUCUGAUUCUGGUGAUCAAGAAUGAUGAUAAACUGAUUCAAGAAGAAGGUGUAGAGUCUCUUUCAGAAGCAGAGCUUCGUCAAGCUUGUAGAGAUCGAGGAUUGCUUGGAUUGCGUUCAGUGGAAGAAAUGCGACAGCAGCUUAAUGACUGGCUGGAUCUGUCUCUCUACCAUUCUUUGCCAUCUUCCCUCUUGAUUCUUUCUAGAGCAUUUUCCAUCUCAGGAAAGGUGAAACCAGAAGAGGCUGUUCAAGCUACACUUUCUUCUUUGCCGGAUGAGGUUGUGGACACUGUCGGUGUAACAGCUUUGCCAUCUGGAGAUUCUGUUUCAGACAGGAAGAGGAAGUUGGAAUAUCUUGAAAUGCAGGAGGAGCUAAUCAAGGAGGAGGAAGAGAAAGAGGAAGGGGAGCAAGCCAAAGUGGCAGCAGAAUCUAAUAAUGGCGAAAGUGAUUUAGCUACGAAAAAGAUGGUUUCAACAAGUGGACCAGCAAAAGAAGAUGCAAAGGCAAAGGCAUUGGAAAAACAUGAGCAACUUUGUGAGAUCAGCCAAGCAUUAGCUGUUUUAGCAUCAGCAUCUUCAGUGAGCAGAGAACGUGAAGAGUUUUUGAGGCUUGUUAAAAAGGAGAUGGAGCUGUAUAAUAGUAUGGUGGGGAAAGAAGGUACUGAAGGUGAGCAGGAAGCUAAGAAGGCCUAUAGAGCUGCAAGGAAGGAUAGUGAUGGUGCUAUGGAGGUCGCUAUUAGUGACAAGGUUUCUUCAGCACUUGUUGACAAGGUUGAUGCUAUGCUCCAGACACUUGAAAAAGAAAUUGAUGAUGUUGAUGCUAAAAUUGGAGACCGCUGGCGGUUGCUAGACAGAGAUUAUGAUGGGAAAGUGACACCUGAGGAAGUUGUAGCUGCUGCUGUGUAUCUGAAGGACACGUUGGGAAAAGAAGGAAUUCAUGAAUUUAUCAACUACCUUUCGAAGGAUAGUGAUGGGAAAAUAUUGGUGGAAGACAUUGUCAAAUUAGGCACCCAAAAAGAAGAUGCUGAAAAAGAUCAAGUAGGAAGAUCCUAGUGUUUAUUUGUGAAUUUUGUUAUAUUGUCAUGUUAUUUUUUUGAAUGUAAUCGUGAAUAAUAAUGGUUGGUAUGUAUUCUCCCAUGUCCCCAAAAUGUAGGUUGGGCUUAUGUGAAUAAAUUACAUAUACUAACGUGCAAAACAAGCUUAAUUGAUGUAUUUUUCACUAACUCCAUUUUUUUUAUGGGUUAAUAGUAAUCCACUCCUUGUAAUGUUAGCGAAUUUUGCUUUAUCCCCUCCCUACAUUUUGGCAACGAUUUUUUCAAAAAAACCGUUGCCAAAACUUGUCUUUGGCAACGAUGGAGGGUAAACCGAAACACGCUCAUAUUACAGGGGUAAACUGCUAUUAACCCUUUUUUUUAUUGCAUUCGUCGUUGUCUAUAGGCAUUACAACUGGGUGGAGAUGAUUUUCAUCAAAGCUAAUUAGAAACUUCAGCGGGCACAUGGGUUAUUUAAUUUGGUACAAUAUAGAGGAAAAAAUUUAUCUACAAUUUCUUAGGUGUGACUAUAUUAUUUUCCAAUGAAAAUAUGACAAGUGUGCUUAAAUAACGUU